AUGGAGAUGACCGAGGAAGCGGUGAACAAUGAGAGGCUGCAGGCUGCGGCGCGUUUUAAAGCUUUCAUGAUAAAGAACAGCACAAAAACAAACCUCAACCUCUAUGACCACCUCGUGCGACUGUUAACCAAAGUUAUGGAUGAGCGUCCAGAGAACGCAGUCGAUGUGAUAGAGGACAUGAGUCGCGAGCUGAAAGGAAGCAUCCUUCCGGAGAAGCAGGACACCUUGCGUGACAGUCCGUCCUCCUCCGCAGCUCUGUUACUGGCCGAGCAACAGAAGGCGCUCUUUACGCGCGCGGCUGGUGAUGAAGGUGAUCACGAGGAAGAUUUGGUGGAGUCUCCUUUACCGAAUGUUGCAGAACUUGCGUUCUUCUUUGAGCAAGCUGGUGUGGAUCUGGGGAGAGAGGAGAUGCAGAGAGUCUUUCUGGCUUUGAAACAGCUGGUGGACGCACAGUGUCUCCUGCGCUGUCGAUUCUGGGGCAAGAUCCUCGGCACACAGGGCAACUACCUGGUGGCUGAGGGGGAAUUCAGAGAAGGUGAAGGAGAAGAGGAGGAGGGGACAGAACAGACACAUGAGGAUGAGGAGAGGGAGGAAGAGGACAAGGAUGAAACGGAGCUUGUGGAAGCUGCUGAUCCGACUCCCAAAUCAACAUACAAGCCACCUCCGCCAGUGCCAAAGGAAGAAAAUCACACCGGUGUCAACAAAUACACUUAUUUUGUGUGUCAAGAGCCCGGCAUGCCAUGGGUCAGACUGCCAAUGGUCACCCCCACUCAGAUUACAGUAGCCCGGCAGAUCCGCAGGUUCUUCACAGGCAGGCUUGAUGCUCCUGUUAUAAGUUAUCCUCCCUUUCCUGGCAAUGAGACCAACUACCUGCGUGCCCAGAUCGCACGGAUCUCAGCGGGCACGCACGUCAGCCCUCUGGGAUUCUAUCAGUUUGGGGAGGAUGAAGGCGAGGAUGAUGGACUGCGAGACAGCUAUGAGGAGAAUCCUAACUUUGAGGGCAUCCAUGUAAAUGAGAUGGCUGAGUCUCUAAAUCUAUGGGUCCAUCAUAUACAGCAUAUACUUACACAGGGCCGCUGUGUGUGGGUAAAUGUAACUAAGAAGUCUGCGGAUGAUGUGGAUGAAGAUGCCGAGGAGGAAGAGAGGGAGGAGGAACCUGAUGAGCUGGAGCCGGAAGUCGGGCCUCCUCUUCUGACACCUGUGUCCGAGGAUGCGAAGAUGAAUGACACCCCACCUUGGAGCUCAAUGAUCUCCACUAAUCUCAUUCCUCAGUUUUCCACCGCUGUGCUGCGCUCCAACCUCUGGCCUGGAUCUUAUGCUUAUGCUAGUGGCAGGAAGUUUGGAAACAUAUACAUUGGUUGGGGGAUGAAAUAUAUUGGAGAGGCAUACACCCCAACCAUUCUCCCACCACCCCAAAAUGAGUACCCCAGUGGGCCUGAAAUCACAGAGGCCCUGGACCCCAGUGUGGAGGAAGAGCAGGCUUUGAAAGCUGCCCUGGAGGAGCAGACGGCAGCCCUGGAUGAGACAGAGGAUCUGGAAGAUGAGGAGGAGGAUGAUUGA
Messenger RNA from Sinocyclocheilus rhinocerous, 1560 nucleotides. RefSeq names its product radial spoke head component 4A (gene rsph4a). NCBI's taxonomy places the organism in Eukaryota, Metazoa, Chordata, Actinopteri, Cypriniformes, Cyprinidae. The transcript is spliced from 7 exons. Gene Ontology annotation, biological process: axoneme assembly; cilium movement involved in cell motility; cilium assembly. The coding region runs from base 1 to 1560 and encodes 519 amino acids. The record is from RefSeq and is a predicted model, not a curated record. Gene Ontology annotation, cellular component: radial spoke; axoneme.